This is a messenger RNA of Camellia sinensis, 1257 nucleotides long. NCBI's taxonomy places the organism in Eukaryota, Viridiplantae, Streptophyta, Magnoliopsida, Ericales, Theaceae. The record is from RefSeq and is a predicted model, not a curated record.
AUGGCAAAACAUCUGAAAGAGCUCCUUUCUGCAGAUCGAAUCUCCGGCUUUCGACACCAUUUCUCCAUCCCCGACGACGUCCAUUUGUCACUUUUGGCAGACAGCACCACUGAUAUGAUGAGGGAAGAUGAGAACACAAUCAUCGGCUUAGAAUCAUCUGAUUCUGAACACGUGGAAGAACAAGUGGCCGAACCAAUCGCCAAGGACCUGGACCGGUUGGCCGCUGAAGUUGACGAAGCUAUUAAUUCGGCCUUCGAGGAAGCUAGAUUGAACUCUUCUGACCCUCCGUCUACAUCAGAAGAAACGGCUCACGUUGUCGUGGCCGAGACGGAAAAGGAGGUUGAGCGCCCGAUUACAGAAGGUCGGCCGAUUUCGAAGGAUCAGGGCGAAAAACGAAGCGCUGAGAGCGAGGACAGCUCCGAAGAUGGCCCCAUUGAAAAACGGCCACGCUUAGAGGAUUCGGCUGUGGUUGCUCCUUUCGUUAUUGAGCCAAUGAUGAAAAACAUGCCGAUCUCCUCCGAAGCGUCGGCUUUGAAAGAUCCAGCUAUGGCACUGAGCUUGGCUGCCUUGGUCUCCUUGCCGGCUGACAAGGCGACCUUUUGUGCCGAGCUGGAUUUGGUGACAAUGGCAUUAGCCGCCCAGUCGGCUCUUCUGACGGUUGGAAGGAUCGCCGAAUUAGGUCGCCGCCAGCAUAACGCUGUUGAAAGGAUUGGCCGUUUGCAAUCUGAAGUCGAGGGUCAAAGGAGCAGGGCGGAGUUUGAGGCAAUGAGAGCCACGAUGGAAAGUGCGCGGGCCGAGAUUGAGAAGGAAAGGGCCAGGACUGUUGAUCAACUCAGAUCUGAUGCUGAAGAGAGGGCAAAUGCGAGUGAGGAAUCGCUUAAGUUAGCCAAGGAGGCGCUUGCCAAGCUGGAGGCCGAGUUGGGAGAGUUGAAGCAGGCUAAGAAGAAAGCCAACUCUAAGGCUUCGGCGGCGUUCGAGGCUGGGAAGAGCUCCGCCCUCAAUGACUAUGUAGAAGAAGCUGAGCGUGAGCUCAGGAAAAUCAAGUCCAUCGAGCCUCAAUCGGCCAGCCACCCAAACCUAAUUGUGGAAGAGAGGGUUACUCAAAGGCUGAUUAGUGAUGCAAUCGCCGAUCGGAACACGGCCAGCAUGUUCGCGAUCGAGACUAUGAGGGCUGCGGCCUAUGAAAAAUGCUUCCACGACGACCGAAAGGUCGGAAUUCAGAAGACCAAGGAGAAACUCGCUGAAGAAGUUUGCUGA